Messenger RNA from Effrenium voratum, 2307 nucleotides. The record is from the annotation of a GenBank genome assembly. Lineage: Eukaryota; Dinophyceae; Suessiales; Symbiodiniaceae.
AGAGUUGUUGCCGGACCCCCCCCGCAUCACCAGCCUCAACCGGACGGCUCCAUGGCCUCCAUCUUUGGAGUUCUGGACAAGCGUCAACGCGCCGCAGACGAUGCAGCGCUCGCAAACGAGCUGGACUUCUCCUUUGAGGCGCGUGCAGACUUGCUUGAAGACUUGCUGGAGGACGACACCUCUUGCUUCCCUCUCUUGGACUGCCCCCCGGAGGUUUUGUCCUCCGUUCUGCUGCUGUCAGAAGCGAGCACUUCAGUGCGCCUCAGACCCUUGUGCCGACAGAUGCGGAUUGCGGUGGACGGAAACGAAGGCAUGUGGAGUCUGCUGACCUUGCGGGACUUUGCGGACUUGGGGGGCACCACCAAGCACUACCGCGGCCUGCGGACACUCGCAGAGUGGGACGAGUCCAACGCCAUGAGGCGUUUGGAGUGGGAUCCGCUGAUGAUCUGCGCGCCGCCGGCGCUGCGGUAUUCCCUGCUGGCGGCCAUGCAGGUACGGCGCCGGCUCUGGUCCCAGCAGGGCCCCUCCCUGGGCGCGGGCUGGGAUUGGUUCAGCGCCAAGGUGUGCCGGCGCAUGGCAGUGCCCACCUUCCUCCGCUGGGCCUCCCUGCAGCACGAGGCACAGGCCCUGCAAGCUCUCCUGGCGCCCCUCGGCCUCGAGUCUAGCCGGAAGCGGGCCUCCGCUGGAUCUGAUGAGCCUCCAGCCAAGCGCGGCAUGCGGUUCCGCUGUGGGCGCUCGGAUGCCACGGAGCUCAGUGAGGAGGCAGUGAAGGACAUCUACGAAACAGUGCAGAGGUGGCACUCCCAGGAGCACCGUGAAAUGAUGAGGGCGCACUUCCAACGCGGCGAGGAGUCCUCGGGCAAAUCACGGGCGCGGUUCGAGCGCAGCAGCAGCGGGACCUUCAGCGUGACGCCCACCCUAGACGCCCACGAGGCCACGGUGUUUGCCCUCAACGACUUUGAGGCGAAGCCAGAGAAUGAGGCGACCACCGCCGCCACCUCGCGGGCGUUGGGCGCUCCGGCGCCGGGGGCGGCGUCAAGGCACAUCGAGGAGGCGCAGCUGAGGUUGGCUCUGGAGCUGUCCAAGAAGGAGUCCCAGGAGGUGGCGCCGGCUCCGGAGAAAUCCGAGAUCCCCGAACCCUCCGCCGAAGUCGUCGAAGCGGCGGGUGCGGCGAGCCAGGCGGAGGAGCGGGCGCCGGAGUUUGACGGGCUGCCCCUGCGCGGCGAAGGCGGCGUGGCGGCGGCGCAGGUCUUUGUGAAGCCCCACUGCCUGGCGCAGAGGGUGGAGAGCUUGCCCGACGCGCUGGAGCGCUCCAUCGAGUCCAUCGUGCACAAAUUGGUGACCCCCAGCAGCUGGUCGCUCCUCUACGAGUCCGUCACAGAAGAGCUGACACUGCGCUGCAAGUGCGCUGCUUGGGCCCUGUGUGCCAAGCACGGCAGCGCCAUGGAUCAGCUGGACGACCUGGCGGGCGACACCGCCAAACUCCAGGGUGCUGACCAGAUCUCUCUGGAUCAUGAGCGGAUGUGCUUGCCGAUUUGGCGCAAGAGCUUUCUCAUGUCGGGCCUCUCGUGCCUGGACGCCAAGAACACCGCGGAGACGGAGCUCCGCUUGAGCCAUGCGCGCCACGAGUUUCUGCAGCACGCCAUGCUGGAGUGGUGCGAGCUCGAGGACCUCACGCUGUUUCUGGACGCCCAGCUGGGGCCGCUGGAGAUGGCCAUUGACAACUUUCGGGGCUCCGAGCAGCUGAGCACUGCCGCGCAUACGCCCCACGUGCGGGACAUUGGGCGCCUGAUGUUCCGCAACCACUGCCUCCUCGACUCCCGGGUUUUCAGGCCCCUGUGCUUGGCUGCCUAUGCACUGGUCCACGAGAUCAGCCGGGCCAAGAAAGUGCCGGACGCCAGCGACAGUCUGACGGAGCUGCUGGAGCAGUUCCAUGAGAUGCUGGCGGCCUGUGAUGUCGCGGAUGACCACCUCUCCGCUUCCAAGAACACCAAGGAGUCCUACGAGCAGAACUUGGUGGCGCCCAUCUCCGCCGCUGUGGAGCGCUUUGGCGAGAAGGAUAUCAGAGGGCAUCCUUCCCGAGACACGGAACGAGAGCGAGGCAAACGGCGGGGCUUUCACUGCAAGUGACGCGAUUCGGACAGAACGGGCGACGAAGUGACGUGCGGCGUGUACAUAGUGGCGAUCCUGUCGGCUCAUCAGUUUUCCCGUUUGAACGGGUUCCAGGCGAAACAUGGCCCACCCAAGAAAUGGGUCAAGUUGUCUACCCGAACACAUGGUUGAACUUGUUUUCUUUUUGGUGGUGGC